Molecule: messenger RNA, 891 nt
Organism: Ostreococcus tauri
Lineage: Eukaryota; Viridiplantae; Chlorophyta; Mamiellophyceae; Mamiellales; Bathycoccaceae
Product: Nicotinamide N-methyltransferase-like
Exons: 1
Coding region: 1-891 (296 amino acids)
Source: RefSeq, a predicted model, not a curated record
AUGAACGGCGAAACGACGUCGUUUCGGUUCGACUUCGGCGCGACAGCGCGCGCCGAGCGCGACGGCGACGGAGAGAUUCAUCGAAAGUGUGAAACCGCGUCGUCGAGACAGUGCGCGCGAGCGACCGCGCUCGACGCCUCGACGCUUCGAUACGUCGACGACGCGACGUGGGUCGGGACGUACGAAACGUAUGGAGACAUUGAGAUCGUGCGGUGCGCGCCCGGGUGCGCGGCGAGCGCGUUGGAUGGGUGCGACGCGGACGCGGACGUCGUCCCGGGCGUGUACGAGGGCGGGCUGAAGACGUGGGAGUGCGCGGUAGAUUUAGCGACGGCGAUCGCGAGAGGGGAGAUCGAUAUUGGGAGUUUAAAGAGCUUGGGCGAUGUGCACGUGUUGGAGCUCGGGGCUGGGCAGGCGGUGCCGGCGUUGGUGGCCACGCGGGCGUUGGGCGGCGCGUGCGGACGGUUGACGCUGACGGAUUAUAACAGAGACGUCGUGGAGGAGGUGACGGCGCCAAACGCGCAGGCGACGAUGGAGCUCAUGAAGGAACAUGGGGAGCGUCCACCAAGAGAGAUGGUAUUUUUGUGCGGCGAUUGGAGCGGGUACGACGCGUACGUAGACGCCGGGAGCGUGGACGUGUUGCUGACGAGCGAGUCGAUUUAUGACGUCGGGCAAUACGGAAGUCUGUGCGCGUUCAUAGCGCACGCGCUGAGCGAUGACGGGGCGUGCUACGUCGCAGCAAAGAGCUAUUAUUUUGGCGUAGGCGGUGGCACGAACGCGUUCGUAUCGUACUGCGAGAAGAAUUACGAUUUCAAGGUGGAGCGCCUGAAGAAAUUCUCAGACGGCAAGUCAAACGUCAGAGAAAUCCUCGUGGUUCGAAAGACGCACGAUUGA